This is a messenger RNA of Psammomys obesus (fat sand rat), 5207 nucleotides long. RefSeq names its product phospholipase A2 activating protein (gene Plaa). Gene Ontology annotation, biological process: ubiquitin recycling; proteasome-mediated ubiquitin-dependent protein catabolic process. Gene Ontology annotation, cellular component: nucleus; cytoplasm. Bases 213 to 2600 code for a protein of 795 amino acids. The transcript has 14 exons. NCBI's taxonomy places the organism in Eukaryota, Metazoa, Chordata, Mammalia, Rodentia, Muridae. Gene Ontology annotation, molecular function: ubiquitin binding. The record is from RefSeq and is a predicted model, not a curated record.
UCCGGUGUGCAUGUUAGGGUUGCUGUGUCACUCAGUGCGAUCGGCGCGCCCCUUCCCUCGCGGUCCUUCCGCACCGGUUGACGGGCUCUUCCGGUCGCCCGCGCCCCUCACCUGCAGGCGGGUCUCGGGCCGCAGCCUGGCGCACGCCGGCUCGGGCGUGUGGACGAGUCUCGUGCCGUGCCCGGGAGCCGGGCUCCGGACCCACGCUGGCCAUGGCGAGCGGCACGGCCAGAUACCGGCUGAGCUGCUCGCUCCUGGGCCAUGAACUGGACGUGAGGGGCCUGGUGUGCUGCCUGUACCCGCCGGGGGCCUUUGUGUCUGUGUCCCGCGAUCGCACCACCCGCCUCUGGGCCCCGGACAGUCCUAACAGGGGCUUUACAGAGAUGCACUGUAUGAGUGGCCACUCUAAUUUUGUAUCUUGUGUGUGCAUCAUACCAUCAAGUGACAUGCAUCCUCAUGGACUAAUUGCCACUGGAGGAAAUGACCACAAUAUAUGCAUUUUCUCAUUGGACAGUCCGGCGCCACUUUAUAUUUUAAAAGGUCACAAAGAUACUGUUUGUAGUCUUUCAUCUGGAAAAUUUGGGACAUUACUUAGUGGCUCAUGGGACACCACUGCUAAAGUCUGGCUGAACGACAAAUGCAUGAUGACGUUACAGGGCCAUGCAGCUGCAGUGUGGGCAGUGAAGAUUUUACCUGAACAGGGCUUAAUGUUGACUGGCUCAGCAGACAAGACAAUUAAACUGUGGAAGGCCGGAAGAUGUGAGAGGACUUUCUUAGGGCAUGAAGACUGUGUAAGAGGCUUGGCAAUUUUGAGUGAAACAGAGUUUCUUUCCUGUGCAAAUGAUGCUAGUAUUCGAAGGUGGCAGAUUACUGGAGAAUGUCUUGAAGUCUACUAUGGACAUACAAAUUAUAUUUAUAGUAUAUCUGUCUUUCCAAAUUGUAGAGAUUUUGUGACAACCGCAGAAGACAGAUCUCUGAGAAUAUGGAAACGUGGGGAAUGUGCCCAGACAAUCCGACUUCCAGCUCAGUCUGUGUGGUGCUGCUGCGUGCUGGGCAAUGGUGACAUUGUGGUUGGUGCGAGUGAUGGUAUUAUUAGAGUGUUUACAGAAUCAGAGGCUCGGACAGCAAGUGCUGAGGAAAUCAAGGCUUUUGAGAGAGAGCUCUCUCAGGCAACUAUCGAUUCCAAAACUGGUGACUUAGGGGACAUUAAUGCUGAGCAGCUUCCUGGGAGGGAACAUCUGAAUGAACCAGGUACUAGAGAAGGACAGACUCGUCUAAUCCGAGAUGGAGAGAGAGUUGAAGCUUAUCAGUGGAGUAUUAGUGACGGGAGGUGGAUAAAAAUUGGUGAUGUUGUUGGCUCAUCUGGUGCAAAUCAGCAGACAUCUGGAAAAGUUUUAUAUGAAGGGAAAGAAUAUGAUUAUGUUUUCUCAAUUGAUGUCAAUGAAGGUGGACCAUCAUAUAAAUUACCAUAUAAUGUUAGUGAUGAUCCCUGGCUAGCUGCAUACAACUUCUUGCAGAAAAAUGAUUUGAAUCCCAUGUUUCUGGAUCAGGUGGCUAAAUUUAUUAUUGAUAACACAAAAGGUCAGACACUGGGACUUGGGAAUACCAGUUUUUCCGACCCAUUUACAGGAGGUGGUCGCUAUGUUCCAGGUACCUCAGGACCUUCCAACACAGUGCAGGCAACAGAUCCUUUCACAGGUGCUGGCCGUUACAUGCCAGGUUCUGCAGGUGUGGGCAGCACCAUGGCUGGAGUAGAUCCGUUUACAGGGAGUAGUGCCUACCGAUCAGCUUCAUCGAAAACAGUGAAUAUUUAUUUCCCCAAAAAAGAAGCUCUUACCUUUGACCAAGCAAACCCUACACAAAUAUUAGGAAAACUGAAGGAACUAAAUGGAACUGCUCCUGAGGAGAAGAAGCUAACUGAAGAUGACCUGGUACUUCUUGAAAAGAUACUGUCCUUGAUCUGUAGUAACUCUUCAGAAAAACCAACAGCCCAGCAGCUUCACAGUUUGUGGAAAGCUAUCAACUGGCCUGAAGACAUUGUUUUUCCUGCACUUGACAUUCUUCGGCUAUCAAUUAAACAUCCCAGUGUAAAUGAGAAUUUCUGCAAUGAAAAAGAAGGAGACCAGUUCAGCAACCAUCUUAUCAACCUUCUGAAUCCCAAAGGAAAGCCAGCAAACCAGCUGCUUGCUCUUAGGACUUUUUGCAAUUGCUUUGUUAGUCAGGCAGGACAAAAACUCAUGAUGUCCCAGAGGGAGUCACUGAUGUCACAUGCAAUAGAACUGAAAUCAGGGAGCAAUAAGAACAUUCAUAUUGCUCUGGCUACAUUGACCUUGAACUAUUCUGUUUGUUUCCAUAAAGACCAUAACAUUGAAGGGAAAGCUCAAUGCUUAUCAGUAAUUAGCACAAUCUUGGAAGUUGUACAAGACCUAGAAGCCACUUUUAGACUACUUGUGGCUCUUGGGACACUUAUCAGUGAUGAUUCAAAUGCUAUUCAAUUAGCCAAGUCUUUAGGUGUUGAUUCCCAAAUUAAAAAGUAUGCCUCCGUAUCAGAGCCAGCUAAAGUAAGUGAAUGCUGUAGACUUAUCUUAAAUUUGCUGUAGCAGUGAGGAAUGGAAGCUGAGAUUUUAAACUGAUAAAUGGGGGUAAUUUUUUUUUUUUUUCACAUUUUACAUGACCGAUUGCAGAUGUUUUAAAGAAAACUGUGGAUUAAGUUCAGAUCUUGUAAAGUUGUGUUGAGGAGAAAUAAAUUAUAAAUAAAGGUUUUGCACUGAUGGUUGUGAGAUUUUCCUGUGUAAUGGUGUAGAUUUUCAAGGGUAUAGAAUCAUUAAAACUAUAAUCAGUAAAAACAGCACAAUUACAAUGGUAUUUUCUUCCUUACCUUAAUUACUCAGGAGAACACAGAGGCUUUUAUUUAUAUAACCUGCUUCUAUCUCUGUAUGACAUCUUGUUUAGUUGACUGUUCUCUUUUAUAUUUUAGCUUUGCCACUUUCACUGUUGAAUUCUUUCAAUGGCACGGAUAUAUUUCAAGGUCUUUUAGGAUUUACUUGAAAAAAAAUUAGAGUUGGCUAUAAAUUGUAAAAAAUAUACAAUAAUUGAAAAAUAUACAAUAAUUUCUUGAGCCAUUUGUAAAUAGAAAGUAUCAUAUUUCAUGGUUCAUUUUUGCCUAAAGAAAGUAAAUUAGUAUAUUACAUUUCAAUUCAGACAACUGAGGCCUUAAAUGAUUAUGGGUUAGAAUUUUCUUUCACUGUAUGAGGUAACUUCAUUUUUCAUUCUUUUGAUAUCUGAUUGUUUUUGGUUAUUCUUCUUCACAAGUUAGAUCAUUUCUUUUGCCCUUCACCAUUUGAAGUAAUAUAAUUUUCAUUUCAGUUUUGAUAUGAUUGUAUACUUUUUGAUCAUUACUUCAAAGAGAAUUUGGAUUUUUUUUUUUUUUUUUUUACUUUUACUAGGCAAUUGUACAAAGAAUAUAUAUAUCAGACUUUAAAGUCAAGAACCUAUUGUGUGAAAUUAGUAUUUUUAGCCCGAAGAAUGGUCCAGGCACCAAAUUAUAUAUAUUGGCAUUUAAUUCUCAAAUCAGCUUUCUUUGAAAGGUGAAAGCCGGGCACAGUGGCACAUGCCUGUAAUCCCAGUACUUGGGGAGGCAGAGGCAGGCGGAUCUCUGUGAGUUUGAGGCCAGCCCGGUCUACAGAGGGAAUCCAGACAGCCAGGGGUACACAGAGAAACCCUCUCUAGAAAAACAAAACAACAACAAAAAAGGUGGCAAUUAUUCUUCUGUUUUCAAAAGGAAAGUUAAUAGAAUAAGAUUAUAAUUGGAGGGAAAAAGUGAAGGCAAGAGUAUGCCAUGCCUUCUGCACAAAGCACUUACCAUGAUGUAGCUUCCUAGAAAGUCACUGAUUUGUUUCUGAAUAUCCUAGCAACUAAAGCAAAGGAGGAACUGUUCAGUGAUUGAACAAUUCAUUAUGUUUCUAACAAUCACCUCCCCCCCCCUUUUUUUUUUUUUUUUUUGUUUCUCAUGACAGGGCUACUCUGUGUAGCUCUGGAUGUCCUGGAACUUACUCUGUAGACCAGGCUAUCCUUGAACUCAGAAACCCACCUGCCUCUCUGCAUUCUAGGAUUAAAGCUACCACACCCAGCUUAAUCUUUUUUUUUUUAAUAUUUAUUUAUUUUUAUGUAUAUGAAUGCUCUGUUUUCACACACACCAGAAUAGGGAAUCAGAUUCCAUUACAGAUGGUCGUGAGCUACAAUGUGGUUGCUGGGAAUUGAACUCAGGACCUCUGGAAGAGCAGUCAGUGCUCUUAACCUCUGAGCCAUCUCUCCAGCCCCCUCAAUCUCUUCUCUUAAGAAUUGCAUUUCUCUUGGUUUAUGUGUGUGCUUUUGGUUUUAUAUGUUUUGUGGUAAUAGGGAUCAAACUUAGGUUCAUGUUGAGGAAGUUCUACUCACUGGAUUACAUUCCCAGCUCCAGUCCUUCUAUUUUUAUGAGGAAAGAAAUGGAUUUACAAGAACUUUGCCUAGAAGAGUGAGCAAUGUUCUCAACAUUGACAUUAUGGAGAACCAUGGUUUCCUGACUUAAUGCUAUAUUGUGUCUAAGAAGGACAAAUUUCCUUCCAGUAAGGGGAAGAAGAUUCUGACUGUUUAGAUUAAUCCAGGGAAGAACUUGUAAGAAUAUAAAAAAGGAGUGAGGAAAUGUAAAUAGGAGAUGUGUACCUUACUAAGUACUAAAGUCCAACUUCUUGUUUCUAACUGAACUUUAAACCUUAUGUUGCUGCUUCAUUUAUGUAUGUACUCAUGCUUUACUUUUGUUAAAUUGGGAUUUAAAUUGUUAUAUCAAAUUUAAAUGGUAAAACAAAUCAUCCUGGUUCCAUUACAAUAUGCUGCUUGUUAAUACAUCCAGUCUAGCAUGGAAUUUAAGUACAGUUUAUGUCAUUUUGAAAGCUGGGUGGUUCUCUUUGAGAAAAGAUUGGAUGUAGUCUUAUUUAAAACAUGAGUUCACUCUUCAGAAUAUAAGAGGUGGCAAAUUGUGAAUACCUUGUUUCUUAUCACUGUCUUUUUUAUAACAGCUUUGAUUUGUACAGUUUAACCAAAAAAAAUAAUCUCACUUGAAGAACCUGUUUAAUAGUGGUUUAAAGAUUUUGUUUUUCAUUAAACUUUUUUUAUAGAUCUCUUAAUGUUUUCUUGAAUAUAAAAGAAAUAAACAUUCAUUUAGUAAAACA